AAUUACUAUAUUUGUAUUGUAUAAUUCUAAAGCCUAAGUGCAUUGAUAUAGUUUUUAUGACUUCUUGUGCUUGUAUUUGUGUCAGACUAAUGACUCAUUGUGGCAAAAGUGACAAUAUAAAAAUGAAUCAAUCAAAUUUGUUAAACAUUAAUUCCGAAAGCUUGCUUGAAAUAUUCAAACAACUUGUGCCAAGAUAUGCUCCAUUUAACACUAAUCAUUUUGAAACAUAUACCUUAUAUAAAGAUCUCAUUCACUUUGUAAAGUGUGAUCCAUGGAUAAGGAAUCAGUUUGCGCACUUCUACCCCCACAUCUAUGGAAAAAUUAUGAAUAAAUUUCAGGACCCUUAUGAACGUUUCAGUAUUAGCUUUGAUGAUAUUUUCGAGCAAUUGCGGGGAUUAACAACUAAGGAACGAAAAAUAUUUCUUGAAUCCUAUGCUGAUGACAUAAUUGAAAGAAUUGAUCCACAAAAUGUUUCUUUAACGCGCAACACAUAUUCUUACAAUGAAGAGCAUUUAGAUUUUAUUGAAAAGAUUAUAAACGCAAUUAAAAAAAAAAAAAUUUUUAACAACUUUAACUAUACAUUUACAAGGAUACACUAUGGACAAUUUAUCAUUUCAACCCCAUCUCGAGACAUUGACUUUAAAUGUGAGAAUAAAUGUUGCGGAAUUGGUCGAAUGCUGCAAAGUCAAUCCAAAUUUGCGUAAACUUUACAUUGAAAGUAAUGAAAUCUAUGGCAGAUUGUCCGACAUCACUCUUGAUAACAAUAGCUUGCAAUAUUUAGAAAGCUUGCAUUUCGUAAUGAAACCUGAAAUUGAUGCUGCGGAAUAUGAAAGAUUGUCAAAACUUCCAAAAUUAAAUGAAUUAGCAAUAGAUGGAACACAUCAAAUCGGCACAUUAAGGCCACUUUUUAGUGGUUUGGCUGAAAGGAAACAACUUACACAAUUGCUUCUUUGGCGUGUCGUCGUAAACGAUGAAGAAAGUCAUGCCAUCUCUCAGAUAAAAUCAUUAUCACGUUUGGAAUGUGGUUUCUUUGAAGCAAAAAGUAUUGGCCAUCUUUCAAAUUUAAGAAGUCUUUACCAUCUGAAUAUAACAUCACAAAAUGAUCUUGCAAGUACGUUGAAUGGGAUAGUAAAAAUUUUAAUGACAACCAGAAAAGAAUUAAUUAAAAUUGAAUUUUACAAUGCUGAAAUCACAUAUGAAGCAUUCCCAAUAUGUAUUAAUAUUUCUGUCCGAUCAACUGACAUUUCGAAGUUUUCUGUUCUCUCUAAAGUCAAAAAUCUGAAUGUACUGCGAAUUUGCACAACCAAAAAAACGAAGGGCUCAUUACAAAAUCUAUUUAAUGCAUUUGCAAACGGAAAUCUUCAGAGUUUAACAGUACAGACAAACAUGUUUCAAAACGAUCGAAACGCGAUUUCAGCAGUUGCGUCCAUAAAAUCUCUUAAAAGGGUUAUUUGUAUUUUCAAUGAUUUGAGUAACAUAGACGUUUUGGCUAGAUUGCCGCAGCUCGAAGUGCUAGUCAUAAUAAAAAAUUUAUUGGACAAAGAGCAAACGGAUAUUGAAUCCGACACUAAAAUUAAUUCUAAAGAAUUGAAAACGCUUUUUGCAAUGAUAGCGACAAAGUUAUCUCCGAAAUUAAAUUGUUUUCAUCUAUCACCAGAGUUUCCAAUUGAUUAUUCUGUAACUUCUGAAUUAAUUACAAUUAAAUCGCUAAAAAGUAUAACAUGUAGUUUCUCUGAUGACGAAAGCAUUAAAUGCCUCGAUAAGCUUCCGAAGCUAUUGUAUCUAAAAAUUACGUCACAGCACGAUUUUAGCAAGAUAUCUGAAGCGAUUAUAAAAAUUUUAUCAUCUUCUCCAAUCGAAUUUAAAAUGGAAAAAGAUUCCAUAGACAACUCCAUCACUUGGGAUCCCAGUAAAGGGCUUGAACUAAACUUGAUCCAAGGAACGGAUGCAAAUCGGUACGCUUCCCUGGGAAAAUUGGAGAACUGUGAAAGUCUUACAGUAAUUGGAAAGUGCAAAUUGGGAUCAUUGCACUCUUUAAUUCGAAACCUUACAUUAAACCAAAUUCAGAAAUUAAAAGAAUUGCAACUUAUGAAUAGUCCAAUCAAUUACGAAGAGACUCUAAUGAUAAGUCAAAUAAAAUCAUUAAAACAUAUCAUUUGCGAUUUCUCUGAUCCCAGAAGUUAUGAAGUCGACUUUUCCCAUAUUGAUAACAUGAAAGCUUCACAUUAUAUAAAUGAAAAUAAAUCUUUAAGUCAGAUGGUAUGACACCAUAAUAGUUUUGUUGUUUGAUUGUUUGUUUGACACCAUAAUAGUUUUGGACAAUUUGUAUAUAAAAAUAAUACGGGAAAGUUGUUUAUAGAAGUUUAUCCAGAUAUCGACUUCGCAUUACUGGCGAAUUUGGAAAACGUAGAAAUUCUUCACAUAUUUAAUGACCACAAAGAUUCGCUUAAAAACCUUUUCGCCAAACUGGCCUUAUAUUCUAAUAUUAAAGAAUUAUAUGUUGAAGAAUACGACGAAGAAAUUAUAAAAAGAGAAAAUGUGCUUGAUGAUAUUUUAUUUGCCAAAAUUGAAAAGAAUUAUAUAACAAAAGAUUACAGAGAAUGUAAAUUGAGUCCAGCGACAAAAAAACUAUUAUUUGCCAUGACAGAUAAUGGAAUUUCAAAACAAAAAGGCCAUUUUCCGACUAUUAAUUCUGAAGAACUGUUGCAAGUUGCUAAAAUGAAAUCGAUUAGAAAACUCAAAUGUGGAUUUUCCAGUUCGCACAAUAUUGAGACUCUAGCCCAACUGAUGGAACUUCAAGAAUUAACUAUUACAACACAUAAAUCUAGAUCACUAGAAGGACUUUUUAAAAAAUUCUCAUCGCGAACUUCAUCAGCUCUUCAAUACCUGGCUAUAAGAAACAAUGAAAUUACUAUCGAUGAGUUAAAAGCGAUUGCCGGUAUAAAAUCGUUGAAACGAUUAAAAUGCGCUUUCACCAAUCCAAAAGACGAUGUUGUCCUUCCAGAAAUGCUAAACCUUGAAGAGCUGUGUAUAAUAGCUCACAGGAGUGGCAAACUUUCUAAAAAACUCCGCCUGUUUUCGAAAUGCUCGUUGAACAAGAUUAUAAUUAUGGGAGAUUCCUUGGACGUACAGGAUGUUGCGGCUCUCUCAGAGUUCGAAUCCUUGAAAAUAUUACACAUUCAUAUACUCCAAUUAGAUUGCAUUAAUCUUUUGCUUCCAAUUAAAAAUCUGGCCGAAAUUAAAAUUGAUUUAAAGUGCCACGGAUGUGACAUAAAGUCGCCGAUUAGGUUAUCCGAAAACCUUGGAAAACUGUAUAAAUUGGCUUUAAAACUUGUAAUAAUUAAUAAUGAAGAUUUUUCAAAUUGUUUACAACUUCCGGCCUUAAAAUCUUUGGAAUGCCGUCCUGCGCUUACAUUCAAUACAAAUUUCGAAGGGCUUGCGCAACUUGAAGAAUUGAUAAUCGCAAGCCUAGAAUUCCCGAACGACAGCAUUUAUAUUCUUCUUCAGGCAUUGGUCGAGAAAACGCCAAAGAAUCUUAAGCGUUUCGUUAUUAAAAAUGAAAACCUGGAUAUGGAAAGCAGUUUGCUUCUUUCACAAAUCGAUUCAAUCACAACUUUGGAAUGCGGUUUCGAAUCCCAUCAAUCUAUUCACUUAUUAAAAAAACUUAUCAACCUUCAAUCGUUAAAAAUAACAUCAAAACAUAGUUAUAUAGCUACUUGGGAUGCUUUUUUUACUCUAGUCAAAAAUUGCCCUAAACUUGAAUCAUUGUAUUUACAAGAAUUCGAAGAAUUCAAUUGGAAGCCAAUGAUAUAUUCAACAUUGUAAAAAAAACCGAGUCAUAAAACCAAUCGAUUUAUAUAAAGUCUAAGCUUAAACAACAGAUCUACUUCAUUUGUUUAUGUUCAUCUUCAGCCAAAUGAGAAGCUGCAUGUAUCUCGGUUUUAAUGACUUAAGAAUUUAAAAACAUUGUGUAUUAAGUUAACUAAUUCAGAAGACAGAUGUAAAAUAUUGGAAUUUGUUAAAAUAAAAAAUAUUAGGUUAAUCCUUUAAAAUUAC
Drosophila willistoni is the source of this 4056-nucleotide messenger RNA. RefSeq names its product internalin I-like. The transcript has 2 exons. The record is from RefSeq and is a predicted model, not a curated record. NCBI's taxonomy places the organism in Eukaryota, Metazoa, Arthropoda, Insecta, Diptera, Drosophilidae. The coding region runs from base 2641 to 3825 and encodes 394 amino acids.